Molecule: messenger RNA, 1155 nt
Organism: Drosophila ananassae
Lineage: Eukaryota; Metazoa; Arthropoda; Insecta; Diptera; Drosophilidae
Exons: 3
Coding region: 1-1155 (384 amino acids)
Molecular function (GO): nucleic acid binding
Source: RefSeq, a predicted model, not a curated record
AUGCCAGCAGCCACGACGAUGGCCCAUGUGAGCAAGGCGAAGAUGUUACUUUAUAAGCAAUCUCAAGCCAUCGCCUUCGCCGAAGAGUUGAAAGUGCUAUCCGUGGGAGCGGCGCUGCUCAGAGGAAACAGAUUGGUCGGUUUGAACGCAUAUCUAGACAACGAUGGAGUACUGCGGACUAGAGGCAGACUGAACUCAAUUGACAUAGCCGAAGACGCAAUUAUACUAGCUCCAGGAUGCCGGAUAACUAACCUAAUAGUGAGAAGCUUUUACGAGAAGUUCCAUCAUCUCGCUCACGAGACGGCAAUAAACGACAUCAAGGCUUCGUUUUACAUCAGCCGCCUCCGAGUGUUGUACAAAUCCGCGCAGGAGAAGAGAUGGGUAGCUCUGUUCACCUGCCUCACGUUGCGCGCGGUGCAUUUUGAGUUCGCCCAUAGUCUUGACACAAGUUCAUGCAUCAUGUGCCUCUCCAAUUUUAUGGCGCUUCGAGGGACGCCAAAGGAAAUAUUCUCAGACAAUGGUACGAACAUCAGAGCCACGAAAAAAGCCGUGCGAGAGGAGCUGAAAAAUAUCGAGCACGAUAAGAUCACCAUUAAGUUUGAUGGUAUAAAGUGGCGAUUCAACCCACCAGGAGCACCACACAUGGGUGGAGCAUGGGAAAGACUCUCCUUCAACGACGAGGGCUUGAGAAACGCAUUGAUGGAGGCACAAUUUAUCAUCAACUCGCGACCGCUCAUGUUCGUAAGUCUGGACACUGAGGAUGACGCCGCUCUGACUCAGAACCAUCUACUGUUGGGGUCAGCGAAUGGAUACAAGCCACUGCCAAAAGAAGGGAUGAAUCUGCAGCGUAGAUGGAUUGAGACUCAGCGCUUCGGGGACCGUUUUUGGCAGCGAUGGAUUAAAGAGUAUGCGCCCGUAUUAACCAGGCGUACCAAAUGGUUUAAAAAGGUACCUCCAAUAACCAUUGGGAGCAUCGUAGUCAUCGUAGAUGAGCUUCUACCCAGGAACUUGUGGUUAAAAGGACGAGUGAUCGAGACAAUGAUGGCCAAGGAUGGGCAAGUUCGACGAGUGACUAUAAAGACCCAGCACGGCGUUUUGGAACGACCAGCAACGAAGAUAGCGGUUUUGGACGUCGGCUUGGAGGAUGGUAACUGA